AUGCUUUCACUUAUGCCUCAACAGUAUCCUCACAGCUUAUCACUUUGCUAUAGAACGAUAAGCCUCUUCGAUAUUCAGCCCUGGAACCAAGGGGAAUCCCGCCUCUGCAGAGGUGGACAGAUCGCCAACGAAUUCUAUGAUGACCUGAUGACGGAAUCAUAA
Molecule: messenger RNA, 162 nt
Organism: Sclerotinia sclerotiorum 1980 UF-70
Lineage: Eukaryota; Fungi; Ascomycota; Leotiomycetes; Helotiales; Sclerotiniaceae
Exons: 1
Coding region: 1-162 (53 amino acids)
Source: RefSeq, a predicted model, not a curated record